This is a messenger RNA of Myotis daubentonii (Daubenton's bat), 2825 nucleotides long. It is a transcript of the gene ZNF382, whose product is annotated as zinc finger protein 382. Gene Ontology annotation, biological process: regulation of transcription by RNA polymerase II. The coding region runs from base 745 to 2268 and encodes 507 amino acids. Lineage: Eukaryota; Metazoa; Chordata; Mammalia; Chiroptera; Vespertilionidae. The transcript is spliced from 6 exons. Gene Ontology annotation, molecular function: DNA-binding transcription factor activity; RNA polymerase II cis-regulatory region sequence-specific DNA binding. The record is from RefSeq and is a predicted model, not a curated record.
CCGCACCAGGAAACCUCCGGGCCUCCUACGUCCUUCCGCAACCCCGAACCCGUGUCCCCUCCACUCACCACGCAGAUCACGGUGACCGCAGGGCUGGCGUGGAGUGAACAAGAAGUCGACGUCCAUUAGCUCCCCCAGGGGCCUGUGACAAACGUAGCCCAAGCCGGAAAAGCGCGGACGGAGACACAAGCCGACCUGCGCUGCAGGAGCUGGGAUCUCGGGCUCCAGACGCGAGGCCCUGCGGGCUCCUGGGAGCUCCGGCGCGCGCGGGAGUGCGCAGGCGCAGACGACCGACUCUGGGCCGGGGUGAGGUGUUUGGGUCCUAGACGCUUGAGUCUUAGGGGCCCUGGAGAAGGAGAGACCGGGAAGCCCGGGGCCAGGAGGUCAGACUAGGGAAGCGGGGCCCAGCCGAGAGGCCAAGGAGGAAACCGCGAUCAAAGCCGGUCCUGGUUAUUCAGAGAAGGGAGCUGGAACUGGGCCCGCGGACUCUUCCCUUUCCGAAAGAAGAGCUCAAAAGAGAAGGUUCAUCUCUUGCAAAUCUCACAGCUAUGCCUCAGGAGGAGUGGCAGCAACUGGACACUGAUCAGAAGGCUCUCUACAGGGAUGUCAUGUUGGAAAACUAUUACCACCUUAUCUCUGUGGGGUUUCACAUGACUAAACCUGAUAUGAUCCGCAAGUUGGAAGAAGGAAAAGAACUAUGGACAACAGAGAGAAUUUUUUCAAGUCAGAGUUAUUUAGGUUCUAAUGCUCUGGGUUGAAGCAUAUGGCUUUGGGUUAAGACCCCAGCUUCUCAGGUGGAACCUCCUGCAAGUCAGAUAUCCCUCUGGAUCUUCAGCUGCCACCCAUGAAGAAGAUGGGAAAGCUGAAGAUGUCUUAAUGAAGUUUAAACAAUACCAAGAUAGGCAAUUUAGAUCAGUUGUAUUCAUCAACCAUGAAAGACUAAUUAAGGAAAAAAAUAAUAUUUUGGGGAAGACACUUACUGUAGGCAAGAACUAUAUUAUUUCAAAAACAACACUACAUGAAUAUAAACCUGAUGGAAAGGUUUUGAAAAAUAUUUCAGAAUUAGUCAUUAGAAAUAUAAGCCCUGUAAGAGAGAAGUUUGGUGAGGGUUACGGAUGGGAGAAAUCACUUCUCAAUACAAAGCAUGAGAAAACUCAUACUGCAGAAAAUCUCUGUAAACAAACAGAAAGCAGUCUGAGUAAUAAACAAGAGCUUAUUAAACAUCAGAAGGUUCAAACUCCAGAGCAAUCAUUUGAACAUAAUGAAUGUGAAAAUUCCUUCCUUAUGAAAGAAAUGUUAUUUACACAUAGUAGAACUCAUAGAGGAGAAGGACUCUUUGAAUACAAUAAAGAUGGAACGCCUUUCAUUGAAAAGUCAAAUUCCAGUGUCCAUCCACAAAAUCUUAUGGAGAAGAAGUCCCAUGCGUAUAGCAAAUAUGGGAAUUUCCUCUGCAGGAAGUCCAUUUUUAUUAUACAUCAGAGAUCUGAAACAGAAGAGAAACCCUUUCAUUGUUCUUAUUGUGGCAAUAGCUUUAGAAGGAAGUCAUAUCUCAUUGAGCAUCAGCGAAUUCACACAGGUGAGAAACCUUAUGUUUGCAGUCAAUGUGGAAAAGCCUUCCGUCAAAAGACAGCCCUCACUCUUCAUGAGAAAACACAUGUAGAGGGGAAACCCUACAUUUGUAUGGAUUGUGGGAAAUCCUUCCGCCAGAAGGCAACCCUCACCAGGCAUCACAAAAUACAUACAGGGGAGAAAGCCUAUGAUUGUACUCAGUGUGGAAGUGCUUUUAGAAAGAAGUCAUACCUCAUUGAUCAUCAGAGAACUCACACAGGAGAGAAACCAUAUCAAUGUAAUGAAUGUGGGAAGGCAUUUAUCCAGAAGACAACCCUCACUGUACACCAAAGAACUCACACAGGAGAGAAACCCUAUAUUUGUAAUGAAUGUGGAAAGUCCUUCUGCCAAAAGACAACCCUCACUCUCCAUCAAAGAAUUCAUACAGGGGAGAAACCCUAUAGUUGUAAUGAAUGUGGGAAGUCCUUUCGCCAGAAGGCAAUCCUCACUGUUCAUCAGAGAAUACAUACAGGAGAGAAAUCCAAUCAAUGUCCUCAGUGUGGCAAAGCCUUUAGUAGGAAGUCAAACCUCAUUCGCCAUCAGAAAACUCACAUAGGAGAGAAACUGUAUGAAUGUAAAGAAUGUGGUAAGUUCUUCAGUUGUAAGUCAAAUCUCAUUGUCCAUCAGAAAACUCACAAGGUAGAAAUCAUUGGAAUAUAGUAAAGGAUGUGACUCUUUUUUUAGUAAAAAACUUUUAAAGUCAUAGUAAACCCAGUAUAUGAUGUUGCUUGCAAGUGUAAUAAUAGUCAACAGUUUAAGGUACUAUAUCAUAUAUUUACUUACUGUUUGCUAGCCGAUAAAACAUACACACAAAAUAAUUACUAGACAAAUUAAAUGACAAAAGUCAUUGAAAAUACAAUCCCCAGUUUUCUAUUUUUACAUUCAUUAGAUAUAAAAUUUCUCUGUCAAGUUGCUACACAUAUUUAAAAUUACUUAUUUUUAAUUUCAAUACCUACCUUAUUGUGAACCAGUAAUAUACAGUUGGUAUGUGAACCACACUGUGAACAAAAGACUUAAAAAGAAAGGAGGUGUGAAUUGUAUUUCUCAUUGCAAAUAUGGAAUAAAAACUGUUACCUCCUCAGAGUUAACCAAAGUUCUAACUUCUAGCAUAAUAGUUUUUACUUAUUGUUAACUUUUAUAUAAAUUGGAUUAUAUAUCAUGUAUUUUUUCAUAUUUGGCUUUCAUUCAUUAUUGUGUCUCUAAAACUUAUCAUUAGC